Messenger RNA from Torulaspora delbrueckii, 2865 nucleotides. RefSeq names its product ubiquitin-ubiquitin ligase UFD2 (gene UFD2). Gene Ontology annotation, cellular component: ubiquitin ligase complex; nucleus; cytoplasm. Bases 1 to 2865 code for a protein of 954 amino acids. The record is from RefSeq and is a predicted model, not a curated record. Gene Ontology annotation, biological process: protein polyubiquitination. The transcript has a single exon. Gene Ontology annotation, molecular function: ubiquitin-ubiquitin ligase activity. NCBI's taxonomy places the organism in Eukaryota, Fungi, Ascomycota, Saccharomycetes, Saccharomycetales, Saccharomycetaceae.
AUGGCCACUUUACAUGACAUCUUCCAAGUGACUACCGAUCCCAACGAUUCGCGUGGACUCCCACAUGUAGAGUCGGAUGAGCUGGAAGUCGCGCUCUGCAAUGGUGAUGUCGAUGCUCUUUUGUUAUUCCAAUUGACUGAGAACCCGGAUCUUAACAAGCCGUUUGCAUAUUUGAAUGGAUGUUUCUUACGUUGCCAGCAACAAAAGCGUUUAUUGAAGGGUCAGACUUCUGCGGGAUCUUUACAACCUCUUUUUGAGGAAAUCGAUAGGCUGGUAAUAGGGUAUGGUUUAGUUGCCUUCCAAAUUGAGAAUUUUUGUCUGAAUGGUGAUUUCAAUGCUUACAUUGACCAGAUAGUUAAAGAGGUGGAUAAUUAUACCGCCUUUUUGUCACAGUUGAUACAGAGAGCAACAGUGGAAGGGACCCUUUUGGAUUUGUUGGAGACUUUUUUCACUUCUCUCCUACAGUACCUGACAAAGACAUUACCAUAUUUUGAUCUUAACGAUUCCGCCACUUAUAAUGCUGUGAUUACGCUUUUCGAAAUGUUUGUUUCUUUCAAGCCAGUCGCUGCGAUAUUCAGUCAAGUUUCUCGGUUUUUUGGUAACUUUGAUUGCAAGGCCAAUGAAUUUGAGAAGACGACCAUUUUGGGUCCAUUAUUGACCUUAUCUCCACUGAAUCCCAACGUAGCUCUUAAAAACUACGGGGAGAACCUCGAACGCACACAACAACAGAAGAAUAUCAUACACGAGUCAUUACAAGCAGAGCAUAAGAUGGUGAUUGAUAGACUUCUUUUUCUAUCGUCGACAAGAUGUUGCGGGGCGUCUCCAGAGUCUCGUACCAAUUUGAUGACAUAUUUUGCCCAAAUUGUCAACAAGAACCAUCUCAGGAGAGGAGACCAUGCGAAUCAGAGCAAGCUGGCUUCCAAUGCUUUCAUGUCUAACAUAUCUCUCCUUUUGAUUAAAUUUUCACAACCGUUCCUUGACGUCUCUUACAAGAAACUCGACAAGAUUGAUGUCAAUUAUUUCAAUAACUUGAAUUUGUUUAUCGACCUUUCCGAAGAGACAAGAGUUAACUCAGAUUUCAAAGAAGCAGAUGAAUUUUAUGACAAAAAUAAAAAGGAUGAAGACUGUAAGCCAAAUUUUAUCUCUGAUUGUUUCUUCUUAACAUUAACAUAUUUGCAUUAUGGUCUUGGAGGUACCCUCUUAUAUGAUGAGAAGAUCACACCUCAGAUCAAAAGAUUGAGACAAGAGAUUGAUCGUAUCAAGAACCUUUCGCAGUCACAGGACAUGUUCGCAUCGUUUGCUACAAUGCAACUGAGACAGAUGGAAAAAUCUCUGAAAAUCACACAAGGUAUUAAAGAUGCCUUGCAGGGAUUUUUCUCUCACAAGGCGUUGCAACUUGAAGUAUUUGAUUUCAUAUGCGGAGCUUCCACCUUUUUAAUAAGGGUGAUUGACCCAAACCAUGAAUAUCCAGUCAAACCCAUUAAGUUGCCUUUAAUUCCGGAUCAGGUCGGUGUUGAAAAUGUUGAUAAUGCUGACUAUUUGAGAGAGCAUGCUCCCAUACCCUUCAAAUAUUAUCCAGAGUUUGUUGUGGAAGGACCAAUCAAUUACUCACUAUUCAUCUCACAAUACAAUUCAUCCCCAAUCUUCAGAAACCCUCGAUUGCAUUCAUUUGUAGAGUUUGCCACAGUCAUCUUACGUUGCCCUGAGUUAGUUUCGAAUCCCCAUUUAAAGGGUAAACUAGUUCAGCUACUAAGUGUUGGCGCCAUGCCGUUGACAGAUGAUUCACCUGGUUUCAUGAUGGAUAUCUUUGAGACUGACGAACUUGUAAAUCAAAACUUGCUAUAUGCGUUUUUGGAUUUCUAUGUCAUUGUUGAGAAGACCGGUUCAUCUUCACAAUUUUACGACAAGUUCAACAGCAGAUACAGCAUAUCGAUCAUUUUAGAGCAACUUUAUGAGAGAAUCCCACUUUACAGGAAGCAACUGGUCUGGCAGUCAAAAAACAAUGCCGAUUUCUUUGUUAGAUUUGUCGCUCGUAUGUUGAACGAUCUGACAUUUUUGCUUGAUGAAGGUUUGAGUAGUUUGGCAGAGGUGCACAACCUUCAAAUCGAAGUCGAUAACAGAGCUAGAGGAUUACCACCGGCCAGAGAGGAAGACGAACGUGAACUUCGUUCCAAGUUGUCUUCCGCCGAAAGACAGGCGAAAUCUUCAUGUGGUUUAGCGGACAAAUCUAUGACUUUGUUUGAGAUGUAUUCCAAAGACAUACCGAACGCAUUCACAACUCCUGAGAUCGUCGAUAGGUUAGCAAGCAUGCUUGAUCAUAAUUUGGAGUCCCUUGUUGGCCCAAAAUGCGGUGAGCUGAAAGUCAACGACCCUCAACAGUAUUCUUUCAACCCCAAGGCGUUGUUAAAAUCGUUGACAACCGUUUAUAUCAACCUUGCCGAUGAUAAGGAAUUUGUAUCUGCUGUUGCCCGUGACGGAAGAUCCUUCAAUAAGGAAUUGUUUCAAAGAGCAGUUCGUAUCUUAGCAAGAAAGAUUGGUUUAGUCUCUGACGAAUUUUGUCACAAGCUCCUGGCAUUCGCUCAAAGUGCAGAGGAGCAAAAGAUUGCCGAAGAAGAAGAAGAUCUGAAUUAUGGUGAUGCGCCAGAAGAAUUCUUGGAUCCAUUGAUGUAUACCAUAAUGAAGGAUCCUGUGACUUUACCCACUUCGAAAGUGAACAUUGAUAGAAGUACAAUCAAAGCUCAUCUUUUGAGUGAUUCAACAGAUCCAUUUAACAGAAUGCCCUUGAAAUUGGAGCAAGUUGUUCCAAAUGAAGAACUAAGGCAAAGAAUCCUUGAAUUUAGAAGACAGAAAAGACCAGCCGUUUAA